Talaromyces rugulosus is the source of this 1788-nucleotide messenger RNA. RefSeq lists its product as uncharacterized. The record is from RefSeq and is a predicted model, not a curated record. The coding region runs from base 1 to 1788 and encodes 595 amino acids. NCBI's taxonomy places the organism in Eukaryota, Fungi, Ascomycota, Eurotiomycetes, Eurotiales, Trichocomaceae. The transcript has a single exon.
AUGUCCGAUGCACCUGAUAGCGGCCGCGACUCCCAGCAGUCCGAGCCUGUGUUGUCGGCCACCGACCAGAGCGAAAGCGAUAAUAAUAAUUAUAAUAAUAACAAUGCAGACGCCGCAGACAAUUUUAUCAAGGAUGCCACAGACGAAGAAGGAGAAGAAGCCGAUGAAAACGUCGCGAUUGACCCGUAUUCGGUAAUCAAGCGUAUUCAGUGUCCGACAUGUUCUCGGCCUUUGCGCGUGCCUCUACGUCUUCCAUGUGGGAACACGCUGUGUCGGGCUUGUCUCCCGCCGGUGGUCAAACGAGAGGGCAUUUCGUAUCCUAGGGACGAGAGGCGAGAAGAUGGCUUCCUGUGUCCGUGGAAGGACCGCGGAUGCAAAAGGCCAGAGGGCAAUGACUCGUCGUCGUCGGCCGAACACUCUAUGGGUGACUGUGGUGUUGAUGUUACCGUUGGCAAAAUUAAUGACGUUAUAGAAAAAGUGCUGGAGGACAAUGCUAAAAACGCUACUGUUGCUCCGAUGAGCAUGAAAUGGAUGCCGUCGACUACUACGGACGAGAGUCUUACUGAAACCAAGUCUCCCCCGCUGGCCCAGGAAGCCGCUCUUCAUAAUGGAAAAUACCUGGGUAUCUACAACCUGAUGAAAGAAGGCAGCCUCCCAUACGACAUUGAGAAUGUCACCUAUGAGCACAUCGACUCGGAAACAGAACUACAACCAGCUGCGGAAAUAGACAACUUGGUUUUUCAGCAAUUGAAAAACAACCUCAGAAGCGAGCUUGAUUGCCAAGUAUGCUACGGACUAAUGGUCGAUCCUCUGACUUCUCCAUGCGGACACACAUUCUGCCGCAGGUGUGUGGCUCGUGUCCUGGAUCAUUCCAACCUCUGUCCAAUCUGCAGACGAAAGCUCUCUCUUCCACUAGCUCUCGUGCUGGAACCUAUCAACAGGAUCUUAAACGACCUCAUCAACAACCUUUAUCCUACAGAAAUAGAGUCUCGAAGAGCGACGAUGACGCAAGAUACUCUUCUUGGAGAAGACAAAGAUCUUCCUCUGUUUGUCUGUACUCUUUCCUUUCCUUCUAUGCCUACAUUCCUGCACGUUUUUGAGCCUCGGUACCGUCUGAUGAUACGUCGGGCACUGGAAGAUGGAGGGCGAAAGUUUGGUAUGGUCACGUAUAACUAUGUUGAUGAGCCGCCGGAUACCGUUGGACGGACACAGUUCAUGCAAUAUGGCACUAUCCUCUCGAUUAAUGGAUUUGAUCUGCUACCCGAUGGCCGAAGUCUUCUGAGAGCCGUGGGAGUAUCUAAAUUCAGAAUUGUCGAUUGGGGUGUUCUCGAUGGAUAUUAUAUUGCAAAGACUGAGCGCGUGGACGAUAUUGGCCUUGCACAAGAGGAAGAUUUAGAGAGACGGGACAUUGCAACAGCAACAGCAGCAGCGACCACGGCAGCACAGGAGAAUCCUGGUGACGAGGCUCCCGAAUUGCCGCUGGAAGCACUAUCGACGCAGCAAUUGAUGCAAGUUUGUCUGGAAUUUGUCGAAAGGCGACGUACGGAGGGGGCUCCCUGGCUUCAUCCAAGAGUUUUGUUGGAGUAUGGGCAACCACCUACUGAUCCAGCUUUGUUUCCUUACUGGCUUGCCAGUGUCCUCCCAAUUGCCGAAGAAGAGAAAUAUCUCUUGCUGCCCUUGACCAGCGUACGCGAGCGACUCAAAGUCACCACGAACUGGGUUAAAAAACUCGAUAGUAUGGAAUGGUAUCCCCCCCCCCUCUAUAUUUAUCCUGACUAUUUAAAAUGA